UCCGGAGGAUACGAGAUGGUAUCACCAUAAAGCAAGCAUCUAUCAUGGAAGGAGAAUCGGAAAGCGAAGACGAUGAAAUGAAAAUGAAAAGAUGUCGAUUUCAGAAGCGCCGUCUUCCAUCGUCCGAGUCCGACAGCGAUGUCGAUGGUGAACUCGGAGGCAAACCCGGAAACAAAAAGUGCAGAACGCCAGUUUCGGUUAAAAUCGCGGAAAGUCGAAGGUCAGAAAGAAUUAAAGCCAAGAAGAGUCGAGUAUUUUCCAUGCCUCCUAGAGACGGUGACUGGGAGAAAACCAAGAAUACCAACUACAGAGAGAUAACGCCUAAGAAGCUUGUCAAUGAUUUUACCAGAGUAAACCACCGAUACAACUCGGAUAAUAUUGACCUGUUUGAAGAUUCCUCCAUGAGUGAUUUUAUUGACGACAGUAAUGAUCAGUCUGAGCAGAAUACGAGCGAUUCAGAAAUCCAGCAACCACACAGAGUGAAGAACUUGUUAAAAAGAAAAUCGCGAAACAGAAUCAUUGAAAACCAGACAUCGAGUGACAGUGAUGAAGAGAUCAUCAAAAAAGACACUUUUAAAAAGACACAAGAUUCCGCUGAUCGCAACACUAACACUGUCAAUGUGUCCGCGCAACAAGAGUCCAAUACAGAACCUUGUUUUGAAAAGCAUUCAGCGAAUCAUUGUGAUGGCCGUGAAGACCGUAAAUCUGACCACGGCUGUGGAAACCAUCGUUCUGAACAAGAAGGUCAGUGUUCUGAAUCCAAGACUUGCGGAUCAGCAGAAUCUUCCGACAGUUCAUCAGACGACGACGACGACAUCAAAGUGGUUAGAAAAAGACAGCUGUCGACGUCAGUGUUGGACAGCGAUGAGUUCAGCUCCGAGGACAAAAGUGCUAGUGGUGGUCGGUGUCUGAGACAAAUAAGAACUAUCGAAAAGAGGAACCUGUUGUUUAAAAACUUGAAGGAAGCAAGAGCGAAACAUUUGAAACCUACAUAAUGUUGAGAGCAUGUCCUCCACCGAGUUGACUGCAGGUGUAUCAAGCUAGUUCUUUCCAUAAUAUGGCCACCAUAUUACUUAACAGACAUGAACAAUGGUGGAAUAGUGAACAAAACUGAAUUGAUUUUAGUGACUGAUUGUUUGUUUGCACAAAUCGAUCAUUGAUCGAUUAAUAAUUAAUUAAAAUCCACGCAGGA
This is a messenger RNA of Gigantopelta aegis, 1192 nucleotides long. RefSeq names its product protein IWS1 homolog A-like. NCBI's taxonomy places the organism in Eukaryota, Metazoa, Mollusca, Gastropoda, Neomphalida, Peltospiridae. The record is from RefSeq and is a predicted model, not a curated record. The coding region runs from base 45 to 995 and encodes 316 amino acids. The transcript has 5 exons.